AUGUUUUCAUGCUACAAGAAGAAUAAUACUAAAGUAGAAGAAGACAUAAAUGGUUUCUUUUUGAGGAAUGGAGGUGCUGUGUUAGAGCAAACCAUUCGUUUAUUCAAUGGAAAAUCCAAUCCACUCCGUUCAUACUCUUCUCAACAACUCAACAACGCAACAAACAACUACCAUGUUAGCAGAAUCAUACACCAGGGUGGAGGCUACAACAUGUAUAGGGGAGUAAUUGACCGUGAUGAUGAAGAUUGUGAAAUUUCUGUGAAAGUAUACACCAAUCAUAAUGUUAGUGUAGAUUUUGAAAUGAUUGCAAAUGAUGUUGCGAUUGCAUCACAGAUGAGCAACCACAAAAAUGUUUUGAAGCUCUUGGGAUACUGUCUUGACAGAGAGUUGCCUAUACUGGUCUAUGAGCUCCCUCUUCAAGGUAAUCUCUCUCGUUUUCUCCUUUAUAGAAAUGAAAAUUGUGAAAAAGAAGAACCACCACCACCAUCACCGCCAUUGCUGCUGCCAUUUGAGACCAAGUUAAGAAUUGGGAUUGGAAUAGCAAAUGCUCUAGCGUAUCUCCAUCACGGCCAUUCAAAGACCUUCAUCUAUCGAGAUAUUCGUAAGGAAGUAGUGUUGCUAGACCAAGACUAUGGUGCCAAGCUGUUUGAUUUUCAAGCAUCACUUCCAAUCCCAGAAGGGAAAACUCAUGUAGAUGUGGAUCGUGUUAUUGGAACUUAUUGGUAUAUGUCUCCAGAGGUACGUGCUUAUGGGCGUUAUACAGAAAGGAGUGAUGUCUAUGGCUUUGGGGUUCUGUUUUCUGAACUAUUGAGUGGAAAGAGUUGGGGAUAUAUGGCUGAUCCUGAUUCUGCAACUGUCAACAGUCCUUAUUUGGGAGCUUCCUUUGACAAUUGGUUUGAUGCUUGGAAAAAUGAGUUGAAGAUCAAUACAUUGAGAGAAGAAGGAGAAGAAGAAAUAAGAGGUCAAAUAAUGGAAUGUGUCAAGCUUGUAGAAAAGUGUACUAAAGAGAAUGUGGGUGAGAGACCAGACAUGGUGGAAAGCGAACAACAAGAACAAAAGUACAAUAGAAAAAGAUGGUUUGUUUAUGAAGAAUGGAGCUUGAACUGCACACUUCACAAAGGAUCAGUAAUAGUUAGUGAUGAUGAUGAAGAAGAAAUUUCUGUGAAAAUGUUCUUUCCAAAAUUUAACAAUGAAAGACACUUGAAAAUGAUUGCAAAUGGAGUUGCAGUGGCAUCACAGAUGAGCAACCACAGAAAUGUGUUGAAGCUCUUGGGUUACUGCCUUGACUCAGAGCUGCCUGUGUUGGUUUAUGAGCUCCCUUUUCAUGGCAAUCUCCUCCAUAUUUCUGAACUAGCCGGGCAGGCCCCAUUUGAGAGAAAGUUAAAGAUUUGUAUUGGAAUAGCUAAUGCAAUUUCUUAUCUCCACCAUGACCACUCAAAGACCUUUAUCAACAGAGAUAUUAGAAGGGGACAAGUGUUUUUAGACAAAGACUACAAUGCAAAGCUGUGUAGAAAGACUUGGGGACAAAUACUUUGGGAUAUUACUGAUGGUUCUUCCAAUUAUGAUUGGAAUGGUAAAUUGAAACAUGAGUUGGAGACCAAUGCGUUGGUGGAAGAGGAAGAAAUAAGAGGUCCAAUAAUGGAAUGUGCUAAAGCUGGUUGA
Cannabis sativa is the source of this 1662-nucleotide messenger RNA. Its product is annotated as serine/threonine-protein kinase ZRK3-like. The record is from RefSeq and is a predicted model, not a curated record. Bases 1 to 1662 code for a protein of 553 amino acids. Gene Ontology annotation, molecular function: protein serine/threonine kinase activity; ATP binding. Gene Ontology annotation, cellular component: plasma membrane. Lineage: Eukaryota; Viridiplantae; Streptophyta; Magnoliopsida; Rosales; Cannabaceae. Gene Ontology annotation, biological process: cell surface receptor signaling pathway; protein phosphorylation. The transcript is spliced from 4 exons.